This is a messenger RNA of Heterotrigona itama, 5960 nucleotides long. The record is from the annotation of a GenBank genome assembly. NCBI's taxonomy places the organism in Eukaryota, Metazoa, Arthropoda, Insecta, Hymenoptera, Apidae.
AAAAAAGGAAAAAAAAAAGAAAGAGAAAUUGAUGCUACAAUAUGUUUAUAUUAAACUCGACUGCAAAAUGAAAGUAAUAACACCGUGAUACUUGUGAAGUAUGACUCACACUACUAUGUCAGUUUUUUACAGUUCUAGAACUAUGUUUUUAUAAAUACUUGUCCGUAUUUGUAUUCAUUGAACAAAUCUAUUAAUCAUGAACGUGCAGGAAUUGCGUGACGGGUCUCCUUUGCUACAAGCUAUAUUUUUUGGAGAUGUGGAUGAAGUUCGAGCACUAUUGUCAAAAAAGGAAGAUCCAAACUGGCAAGAUAGGGAACAAAGAUCUCUUCUGCAUGCAGCUGCAUAUAGGGGAGAUCCAGCAAUUGUAGAAGCACUUCUGUUAAAUGGAGCUGUAGUAAAUGCUAAAGAUAAGAAAUGGUUAACUCCUUUGUACAGAGCCUGUUGCUCAGGGAAUCACAAUGUGGUAGAAGUUUUGUUACGCCAUAAAGCAGAUGUUAAUAUUAGGGAUCGUAGUUGGCAAACUCCUUUACAUGUAGCAGCAGCAAAUAAUGCAAUUCAAUGUGUUGAAUUAAUAGUUCCACAUUUAAUGAACAUUAAUGUAGCAGACAGAGGUGGUAGGACAAGUCUGCAUCACGCAGCUUACAAUGGACAUUUAGAAAUGACAGAGUAUUUGGCUCAAAUUGGUUGUGUAAUAAAUGCUUCUGAUAGGCAAGAUCGUAGAGCUUUACAUUUUGCAGCAUACAUGGGUCAUGAUGGAAUUGUGAGAACACUCAUAGCGAAAGGAGCAGAUGUGGAUGUUAAAGAUCGAGAUUUAUAUACUCCAUUACAUGCAGCUGCAGCAUCUGGCAAUGUAGAAUGUAUGCAUACAUUAAUUAAAUCUGGUGCAGAUAUCGAAGCAAAAAAUGUAUAUGGUAACACUCCUCUGCAUAUUGCGUGUUUAAAUGGUCAUGCUGAUGCAGUUACAGAAUUAAUUACAAAUACUGCAAACGUUGAGGCCGUAAAUUAUCGGGGACAAACGCCGUUACACGUUGCUGCUGCUAGCACUCAUGGUGUUCAUUGUUUAGAAGUACUUUUAAAAGCUGGCUUGAGAGUAAACGUUCAGUCGGAAGAUGGACGUACACCUCUACAUAUGACUGCAAUCCAUGGUAGAUUUACUCGAUCAAAAAGUUUACUUGAUGUUGGAGCAUUGCCAGAUACUAAAGAUAAAAAUGGAAAUACUGCUUUACAUGUUGCUGCUUGGUUUGGACAUGAAUGUUUAACAACAACUUUAUUGGAAUAUGGUGCAUCUCCAGCGGCGCGAAAUGCUGAACAGCGUACUGCAUUGCACCUUAGUUGCUUGGCAGGCCACAUUGAAGUUUGUAGAAAAUUAUUACAAGUUGAUAGCCGGCGUAUAGAUUCAAGAGAUAUUGGUGGUAGAACACCAUUACAUUUAGCAGCAUUUAAAGGAUCUGUUGACUGUUUAGAUUUGUUGUUAUCCAGUGGAGCUAAUUUUCGAUUAACCGAUAAUGAUAGCAGAUUGGCACUCCAUCAUGCUGCUAGUCAAGGUCAUUACCCUUGUGUUUUUACUUUAGUUGGAUUUGGAAGUGAUUCUAAUGCACAAGACGUAGACGGUGCAACUCCUUUGCAUUUGGCUGCAGCAUCAAAUCCUAUGGAUUCUGGUGCCCAAUGCGUACAAUAUUUAUUAAAGCACAGAGCAGAUCCGCGUUUACGUGAUAAACGAGGUUUUACUGCUAUUCAUUACGCAGUAGCUGGAGGAAAUCAACCAGCUUUAGAAGCUUUAUUAGAAGCUUGUCCACCAGGAAAUUUAACUGUAUCGUCCGGUUCUACAGGAAAAUCGGAACCUCCAUUACCUGCACUAACACCCUUACAUCUAGCUGCAUAUCAUGGACACAUUCAAAUAUUAAGCUUGCUACUACCAUUAUUUCCUAAUACUAAUAUUAAAGAAGAUACUGGUAAAACGCCAUUAGAUCUAGCUGCCUAUAAAGGUCACCACCAAUGCGUUCAGCUUUUAUGUGUAUUUUAUGGAGCUUGUGUAUGGGUCCAGGAUUCAAUUACAAGGCGUACUCCAGUACAUUGUGCAGCAGCAGCAGGACAUAUUAAUUGCUUAGAACUUCUAUUGGAAAAUGCGGGCGAUUCAAAUGUAAUAAAUUGCUGCGACAUUAAGCAACGAACUCCUUUAACAUUAGCAGUGGCAAACAGUAAUCCGGAAUGUGUUAUGUUGCUUUUAAAAUACAAAGCUGAUUGUAAUUUAGCAGAUAUAAAUAAACAUACACCAUUAUUUCGAGCAGUAAUUAAAGAACGUGACCAUCAGCUAGUAGAAUUGUUAUUAGCACAUGGCGCGCAAGUAGCAAUACAAGAUGCAAAUGGUAAAACGCCAUUACAUUUAGCCGCCGCGUGUGGAAGAGUAAAAGCAUUAGCAUCUCUUGUCAAAGCUAAUCCUACUGCUGCUACCUUAAAAGAUGAUCAAGGCUGUACAGUUCUUCAUUGGGCUUGCUACAAUGGAAAUUCAAAUUGCGUGGAAUAUCUUUUGGAACAAAAUGUAAUUGAUUCUUUAGAAGGUACUCCAUUUUCAGCGGUUCAUUGUGCAGUAUAUCAAGGGUCAGCACACUGUUUAGAAUUAUUAAUAAAUAAAUUCGGGGGAAAGACGGUCGCUGCUCCAAGAGAUAUUCCAGGUGGUCGAUUGCCGUUGCACGUCGCAGCUAGUUCAGGGUCUGUAGAAUGCGCAAAACUGAUUUUGAGUUCUGUGGGACCUGAAUUAGCUGGACUCGAAACGCCGGAUUAUUCGGGUCGAACGCCUCUACUUUGUGCUGCUAUUACGGGCCAAUGCAGUGCAAUUGAGUUAUUGCUUGAGUGGAAAGCCGAUGUGCGUGCUGUUGAUUGUAACAAAAACACAGCUCUUCACCUAGCUUGUCAAAGACGACAUUCCGCUGCUGCUUCAUUAUUAUUAAAUUGGAUCAAUUCGCUUAAUACUAACAAUGAAAAUACAUCACAGCAACAGCAAAGCAUUAUUAACAUGACCAAUAAGCAACAAAGAACUCCAUUACAUUUGGCAGCAAGAAACGGUCUUGUAACGUAUUUAAGUAACUGUUUUAAAGUUAUACGAGCAGUCAUUGAAAUUGACUUUCCAAAGGUAACACGACGUUUAUUGCAAUUGGGUGCAAGUGUCGUUGCUGUCGAUGCAGAGGGACUCACACCUGCAUUAGCUUGCGCUCCAAAUCCAGCUGUAGCACGAUGUUUAGCCACUAUUCUUGCUGCACAUGGUCAGAAUUGGGAAGCUGCACAACAUUCGCCGUCAAUUCAACAAACGUCAGAAGUAUAUUUAAAUGGUAGAAGCGGUGAUUCACAACACAGUUCAGAUUCAGAGUUCUACUGACAGCAGGCAUCACGCUUAGAUCAUCAAGCGUUUCAAAAUUUAAACGUCGAUUCAAUGCACGGAAACAUUGAUGCUGCAAGAUUAAUUUGGACAAGCUGUUGGUUAUUUUCAAUUUUGACGUAAUACUUCUACAUGCAAAAGAACAAAUUUGGCCAACUAAGUAUGGGAAAUCAGUGCUUAACAAUCGUUUAUCUGCAAUUGUCAGCCAUUUAACAAGUAAUAAUGACAAUACCUCCAUUUUUACUAUUAACAUUUCGAUAGAAUUGCGAACUGCCAAGAGGAGUAUGAUAAUAUAUAUGUUUAAGCAUUGGAUAAGAGAGCAAUAACAUUAGGCUUAAAAGAAACGUAUAUUAUUCAAGUAUAAUUAUAUUUUGUAUUAAUCCAAGGACGCCUAAGGUGUUAAAUGAUGAAGCUCAACCUAAAGGAGAGUCAUUUUAUGUCUAUAUAAAGAAAGAGCGAUGAAUAUUAUUUCAUUUAUUCAAACUGUUUAUUUACGUAAUAUAAUAAUAUAAAAUAUCUAGAUAUUUGCUAUUAAAAAAACGAAACCAAAACAAGAACCAAGAAAUUAUUUGGAAGGAAUUAUUUUGGAAAAAAUUAAAUAAUUUAGAGUCUUUCAGAAACUUGUCGAUCCUUCCUUAAACGUCCUAGGGUUAAAAAAAAAUAUUACUUUAUUUUUGCUUUAAUGUCAUAACUGCAUGCACAUGUAUGCUCUUGACGUUGUGGUCAAUGCGUAAAUGUGUUUGGUACAAAAAAUAAUUUGUAGACAUAGACAUUCGUAUAGUGAAUCGCUGACAUAAUUGAUACCUCAUUAAAAAAGAAAAAAAGGAAAAAAAGACACGAUAAUGUUUAACAUGAUAAAAAGCUCGAGUCAUGUUAUGUAAUUUGCAUUAUCGGUUUUAUUCUAACGUAAGGAUACUCAUAGACUCGUAAAUUUAAUUCCUAAAAUAAAUUCCUGAGACUUGUCAGCUUACUGCUGUUACUUGCAUAUUUUUAACAAUCGAGCGAUACUUAUAAAGUAAUAAAGCUUUCUAUAUAUUUUGCAAUCUUUCAUCAAUUAGAAAAAGUACAAAUUAUAUAAAUAAAAAAAAAAAGUAGUUUUCUAAAUAUGAUCGUGUUGUCGUCAUUGAAAUUUAUUCAGCAUAGAGUAACAAAGGAAAAAAAAGAUAUAUACUGUAUAUUUUCGUUUAUUUUUAUUGAGUCAACAACGUGAUUUAAUUAGUUUUGUCCAUUGCAAUGAUAGCCAUUUAAUAGCGAACGUAACAAGAUAGCUGUUAUUAUUUGACUUAUUAAAGCGAGUCUUGAGUGGACCAUAUAAAAAACAUUAACCAAUGAACGAUCGAUUUAAUGAUAGUCGAUUAAUUAACUAUACGAACAUUUAUAGUUUAUAAAUUUAUUAUCUAUAGAGAAGUAGACAGAUAUUAUCGAUGAAUUGCUUUUGUCUUAUGGAGGAGGCGUUAGAUUAUAUUGAUAUGAGAUAAAUACUGCACAGAAUCUUUGCAUUUAUUAUUUUUAAUAAGUUUAACUAAGGUCUUCCACUUGUAGUACCUUUAUUUAAAUUGUCAAACGAUACAUAAGUACCAAGUCGAGCAGAUUACGAAAAUUUUGCGAAAUUUUUCGUUUCGAAUUUCAAGAUUAGACACGUUAUAUAUAAGAGUCUAAUAUUUUUUCGCGUAGCCGUGUGUAUAUUUAUAAAGAGAAAUCAGCUCAACUAGUGAUUCAAUUGCGUUCAAUUGCGUUUUAUCAUAUAAAGCGUGAGCGUUUCUAAUUAACCUAAAAGGUACUAGUACGAAAGUAAUGAACAAUACCGUAUUAUAAAUAUCCUGUUGUAAAUACAAAAGCGGACUUAACAUUGCCUGACAAAAUUUUUAAUGUAAUAGAGGUACAGAAGUAACAAAAGAGAAGAGAGGUUUAGCUAUUUUCUUAGAUAUUUGUAGUAAAAGCCUAAACUGCCUAAACAUUGACACACAUGGAAAUAUGAAAGUAGAGCUUGUAAAAAUGACGUGAGUAGUUACGGUGAAGUAUUAUUGUCAACAAUCCGAACGAGUCGAUCGGGUCAUGAUUGAAAUAUCAAUUAAUGAAAGAAUGAUUUCUUUUAUGCGUGUAUCAAUAUGCAGGAUGUUCCAUUAAUAUCGAUGCCAACUAACAGCGGGUUGAAAGAACAAGUUGAAAAUAUAAAACAAGUCGAAUAAAAUCUUCAUAGAACGCUUCGUUUUCGAGAAAGUUGAUAAAUUUAGAGAUUUAUCAAGCCUGCCGGUUGAUUCUUGACCAAAGUUUGAACUUUAUACAUUUUUUGAAAAGGAAUUCUUGAAAAAAAGUUCAGUUCCACAGUUUUUAAUUAUUUUUACGCGUAGAAUGAAUUGAAUUGUACUAGAUGAUUACUGGAACACUGCAAGUUAAAACGCUCUGUUAAUUUUGUACUUAAGAAUCUCAAUAACAUUUGCAUUUAUCGCUGUCAAAAUUGUAACAAAAAUAUAAAUACGGUGGCCAAUAUUGUGUCCACGAAAAGCGAUCAAAGAAUUUUCAAAUCAUAUCGUGCACGAAAUAUGUACCUAUGUAUUUUUAUUGUGUGUAUAUAUAUAUAUAUAUA